This is a messenger RNA of Mobula hypostoma (lesser devil ray), 4956 nucleotides long. RefSeq names its product polymerase (RNA) mitochondrial (DNA directed) (gene polrmt). The transcript is spliced from 21 exons. Gene Ontology annotation, biological process: mitochondrial transcription. Gene Ontology annotation, cellular component: mitochondrial DNA-directed RNA polymerase complex. The coding region runs from base 41 to 3907 and encodes 1288 amino acids. The record is from RefSeq and is a predicted model, not a curated record. NCBI's taxonomy places the organism in Eukaryota, Metazoa, Chordata, Chondrichthyes, Myliobatiformes, Myliobatidae. Gene Ontology annotation, molecular function: protein binding; mitochondrial promoter sequence-specific DNA binding; DNA-directed RNA polymerase activity.
GGCCGUAGCGGAAGAUGCGCUCCUGACAACCAGCGGAGAGAUGUUGGUGUUAAAGCUUUGCGCGUCCCGGAACGCUGGUGUUUUCCCUCUGAGGAAAUUGCUUCUUCUCUCCUCGGGCUGUCACCGGUGCCUGCAGCUGAGGAGUUGGCCCACCAGAAGCUCAGAGCAUCCUUGGGAAUUCUUCAGAAGAAAUUACUCUUCUGUUACACUUAAGAAGGAUGAUGGAAAGACUCAAACCUGUGAGAAGGCUCAUCUGUUAGAGGUACUUGAAGCAAGAAUACAACAACUUCAAGCAGAUAAUGUGACUGAAAUGCAAUGUACAGAUGUACAAUUUGUGAACAGAAUAAGUAUAGCUACUCAAGGAAAUCGCACUGGGUCAGCGAAUCUCAGUUUUCUGCCGGUCAGAGAGUUUGACGGUUCUCUUAACUCAAAUACAGCAGCACUCAGAGGGGAAAGGACAGUUGAAAACCAGCUGGGUAAAAAAAACUGUGCAGAAACAGUACCUCCCAAGUCUACAUUUGCUCCCAAGAAAUGGAUAGAAAAGUUAAUUAAAGAAAAACAUAUUAAGACCAAAAGGCAGCUCAGUGUUGUGAAAAAACCAAAAGAAUGCAAGAAUAAAAAUGUAUACAAUGCUAAGAAAGUGGAACAAGGCAGAAAAAGUAGUUCAAAAGGCAAUUCGAAACCACGAAAAGUUAUAUCUUCUGCAUUGAGUACUUCACAGGCAAAAUCUCAGUUCUCCCAGGAUGGUGUUCUUACUGAAGUGGAACGUCUUGAAAAACAAGUCAGUAACUGGGACCGAACAGCUAAACUACUUGAAGAUAAUGAGGGAAAUAAAUAUGGUGACACCCAGCGACAUAUAUUAUCUUACAUUGAGGCCUGUGGAUUUAAUAAUGACUCGGACAGAGCUCAUCAGUGUGUCCUGUUCAAUCACCGCAUUCUUAUUCGUCGGAAACAUUUGAAUGUUAAGACUUACAGUACCUUAAUGCACCUGUGGGCUAAAAAGGGUUCAUUAGAACAGAUUGGCCAGCUUUUCAGCCUGGUGGAGGAAGCAGAACUGAAGCCCAAUUUAGACUGUUACAUGGCAGCACUGGAGUGUAUGGGGCGCAUGGAAAAUUGCACACCCCAUGUGAUUAAAAGGUGUAUUCAACAGCUAGAGGAAAAUGGCUUCAAAAUUCAAGAUAUAUUUAAAAAUUGUGUGUUCCAUAAAGAUGAGAGAAAAAUGGUAAUGAAAGCCAUUCGUGUUGUAAACCCCGACUUCCAGCUGAUUUCUGAACCUGAACUGCACACCCCCCAGCCUCCAUUGGUGAAAAGUUUUUACUCAGAGGUUGGUCCUGUCAAAUACCCCAAAUUGGAUCUCAGUUUUGCAGAACUGAAGGAGAGAUUUGACAGACAGCUAAAGAAGGAGCAAGCAGAUACUCUUUCUAUUGAUUCCGUUGAAGUAACAAAACCCAUUACGGAGAAGAUGAUAAAAAUGCGGAAACGCCUGGCAGGUUUGCGUGCCAAGUGGCAAAAACAUCUUCUGUGGGCAUUUCGAGAAAGCAAGUUUCAUUUGGCUGAUGAUGGAAGUUCUCCUUGGAAAAUGAACCUCUAUCCUUUUCUUUGCCUGCUGGAUGAUAAAGAGUACGUGGACAUCAUGCUUCAGUGUAUUAACAGUAUCCCUCCAAAUGGAGAGGCAUUGGUGAUAAUUGCAAAGGAAUUGGGCAACAGAGUCUACAACAAGUAUUCAAUACGAAGGAAGAUUAAAAAUGAGAUGGUGGACAAAAUGAAAGACAUUUAUCACGCCUACGCUGAACUGUUGGCAAAGGAUGCAGAGCUGAACAAUUUCCUGCCUCGUGAGUACAUGACGCAUCUGGAAAGAAAGAUGAACUCGGGUCCUUCACUGAUCAGUGAAGAUUCUUCCUGGCCACAUGUUCUGGUCGUACAAUUGGGAACUCAUCUCGUGAAUCUGAUGGUUCGUGAAAUUAAGAUCCCCAUAAACACCCAAAACGAAGCUCAGAAAAAUCUUAUUCCUGUUUUGUAUCACAUGUACAGCUUUCGCAGUAACAAACAGAUUGGCUUCAUCAAACCACAUCCUAUUCUAACUCAAAUGAUUUCUGAAGCUGCAGAAACAACUUUGACCUUUGACUCCUGUGUCAUGCCAAUGGUAUGCCCACCCAUCCCAUGGACUUCGCCUAGGUUUGGCGCCUAUGUUCUGAGUCCCACGAAGCUGAUGCGGUGCUUGGAAGGAGCCCUACAGCAUCAGUUGCUUUUGGAAAAGUGUAAAAGCAGUAACUUACACGCAGUAUUAGAUUCCCUUAACCAACUUGGAAACUGUGCUUGGAAAGUGAACAAACCAAUGCUUGAUUUAAUUAUCUCUAUUUUUAAUGACAAAGGAAGUGAGAAGCUGGAGGUCCCACCUCCACUCUCUGAAGCUCCAGAUAUGCCCAAGUAUGACUCAAAAUCUGACAUGACUCCAGCAGAAAAAUCUUUCUUGAAAAGAAAAAUGGCUUGGGUCAGGAAAAAAUCAGCUGAAAUGCACAGCCUUCGAAUGGAUGCCCUUUAUAAGCUUUCCAUAGCCAAUCAUCUCAGAGAUGAUGUAUUCUGGUUUCCUCACAACAUGGACUUUCGAGGAAGGACAUACCCUUGCCCUCCAUACUUCAAUCACCUCGGCAGCGAUGUUACUCGUGCCGUAUUAUUAUUUGCGGAAGGAAAGCCUUUGGGAGAACAUGGAUUAAAUUGGUUGAAAAUUCACCUUGUUAAUUUAACUGGGUUUAAAAAAUCAUGCUCCCUCAAAGAGAGACUUUCUUAUGCUGAUGAAGCAAUGGACGACAUCUUGGAUUCAGCUGAUAAGCCUUUAACAGGGAGGAAGUGGUGGAUGGAUGCAGAUGAGCCUUGGCAAGCUUUAGCAUGUUGCACAGAGAUAGCACAUGCUGUGAGAUCACCUGAUCCGACUAAAUAUGUCUGUUAUUUCCCAGUCCAUCAGGACGGGUCUUGUAACGGUUUGCAACACUAUGCUGCUCUAGGACGUGAUGUAAUUGGUGCAACCUCUGUGAACCUCAUGCCCUGUGAGAUACCACAGGAUGUCUAUAGUGGAGUGGCAGAGCAGGUUGAAGAAUUUAGAAAAAGGGAUGCCGAAAAAAAUGUAAAGGUUGCUCAAGUGUUAGAAGGUUUCAUUUGUCGUAAAGUCGUGAAACAGACUGUGAUGACUGUGGUAUAUGGUGUGACACAGUUUGGUGGGCGCCUCCAGAUUGAAAAAAGGUUGAAGGAGAUUGAAGAUUUUCCAAAGGAAUAUGUGUGGGAUGCUUCAUAUUACUUGGUGCACCAAGUGUUUAACAGCUUAAAGGAGAUGUUUACUGGUACCAGGGAAAUUCAGGACUGGCUAACAGAAAGUGCCCGACUAAUCGCACAAUCAGGAAGCUCAGUAGAGUGGGUGACUCCACUUGGUUUGCCAAUCGUACAACCAUACCACAGGACCAGAACUACAUUACUCAGAAGCAGCCUUCAGAACUUAAAGAUGCAGAUAAGUCAUGAUGCAACUCAGCAACCUGACACAGUCAAACAGAAGAAUGCUUUUCCACCAAACUUCAUUCAUUCUCUUGAUUCAACUCAUAUGAUGUUAACAGCACUCUAUUGUUACAGAGCUGGCGUAACAUUUGUCUCUGUCCAUGACUGCUUCUGGACCCAUGCUAUGACAGUUGAUAUCAUGAACAAGAUUUGCCGUGAGCAGUUUGUUGCCCUACACAACCAGCCUAUUCUUCAAGAUCUUUCUACUUUCCUUGUAGACAAAUAUCGCCAUAACAUUCCUAUUGGCAAGAAAACUAAACAGCUUCAGGAAUACAAAAGAAUGCUGCAGGUGCUGUCCAAAGUUCUGAAGACAGGUGAAUUUGAUCUAGAGAACGUAAAAGAGUCCACCUACUUCUUCAGCUGAACAUAAAGAAUGCUGGGUUAGCCAUCUGACAUUGUCUGCCUUAAAUGCCCAGUGGAAUUCCCCCCAUUGGACCUUUGCUGAGGAGUAAUUUCAUUGAAAUGGUUAUUUUUUAAUUAUACACUGGACUUGUGUAAAUCUUUGUAUAUUUCUGAUAUGAACAGUGGAAACUUAAACUACCCCCUACAGCUGAGCUCCCUUUGUACUCAAGGAAUAAAUUAUUGUUGAUGUAAAGGAAAAUCUUUCUGUUUAUAUUAUUGUGUAAUUAUGUAUGCUUUGCUGCAAAUAAACUGAAGCAGACAUAUUUUUAAACUGUUACUUUGAUACUGGUCAUUCUUGGCCAGUAGAAGCCAAUAAUUAUCCUUUGGAAGACCAAACACAGCACUCUGCUUGGGUAUUGAUUAUGAGAGCACUGUGAAUCGAGUACAUGAAGGCCCAUUCCAUCUUGCUAAAUUGGAAUUUAAAUGAUUUGGCCAUCUUAAAAAUGAGUUAAGCUAACUUACUUUCAUUUGAACAACAAUAGGCAACUGCUUUCCAUAGGUAAUCUCAAUCUAUUUCAUGGUAUUCCUGGUACCAUUUCUUGAUUUUGGAGGCCAGACAAGAUUGUUAAAAUAUUGACCUUGAUAUAGAUAACAUCAUUUAUGGUUCAGUAACCUGGUGAAUGUAAGGUGACAAUAUCCACAGUGAUGAAACAAAAAUCUGAAGUGGGGGGUCCUUAGGAGAAUGUCCUUGGGGUAGCAUAGAGCACCUUCAUGGCUUCUGAGAUUGUUUUCAUUUAAAUUCUGUAGGUCUUGGCUUUGAAAUAUUAUUCCUCUAAUAUACUGUGCAUUGAAGAAAAUGUAAAUUAUAUUAUGUUCUUUAAAAAUGUAGAUGUCCAUUUAGUUUUCAUGACUACAAAUUUAGUUAAAAACCUAUUGUGACCCCAGACCCCAACCUCAGACAACAGAGAAAUUGUUGCAUUUCUUGUUUUAAACUGUUAUGAAUUUUGUCUUACAUAAAAUUUCAUGGCUGAGAAAUUCUACUUUUUGUAAUAAAAAUGUGCCAUCAAAAAU